AUGCUAAAUUGGUCGAACAAGGACAACUCUCAUGAAGCCUCUCUAGAACAUUUGAAACAAUAUCCGAAAGAAGAAUACAAGGAAAUUAAAAGGAUUGGAGCAAUACAUUCACAAAUAUUGAGUAGGAAACAUGUAGCUGUCAUGUCUGUGAUCAUGUUUGCCCUAAUUUUUAUUUAUUAUUUCAAGACAAGAAUACCUGCAUCAUCAUCAGUUGAAUUGGUCAUUCAAGUUGAUGAAAAUAGCUUGCCAGUAUCGUCUGGUGAAUUUAUUAAUUUUUCUCGAUUAAAACAAAUAUCCGAUGACACUAAAAACAUUCUAUUGGCAUUGAUGACCGUUGAAAAACUACAUGAAUUAUUGAUGAGGAACAACAAUAUAGGGACUGACAUGCCUACAUAUUGGGUCAUGGCAAAGCAGUGGAUUUGCAGACUGAAGAAACUAGGAAUUACCAAUUUUGUCUUAUUUGUGUUUAUUGAUCCCAGUCAAUUUAAAACAUUGACCCAGAGACAAGAUAUUGAAAAAUUAAUUUAUUCAAAGCUUUUAGACGUACCUAUUAACACCAUCUCUAACGAGCACAAGAGCAUUAUCACAUUCACAACUGAUGACAUUUCUAAAUUAAUUCUCUCAUAUUUAAAAAACACAAAAUUUCAUGAAAAGUACGACCUACUUUACAAGAAUUAUUUAGACCAAUUACAAAGACAUGACAAUAUUAUACCUCAAGAAUUUUUCACAACUCAUUGGGAAUUUAUCACGUUAUUGAAACCAGUCAUUGUUUGGAAAUGUAAUAUUCUUGAUUUCAACAUAUUUUUCUCGGAUUUAGAUGUUGUAAUUUUUAACAAUCCAACUCAUUAUGUGCAUCAGUCAAAAGAAAGAAAGAAUUUUGACGUCAUUUUUCAAAUGGAAAGUUGUGGAGACAACCAAGAUGUUCGCCCUGAAAAUGUCAAAAUUAAUACUGGUGUAUAUUUUGUUGCUUCCACUCACAAAGCUCAACAAUUUUUAGAAUUUUGGAUUGAGCCAAUCGUAUUUGACAUUCUCUAUUUCUUUGUUCCAACAGAUGAAACCAUCACAAAUAAGCAUCAACUUAGUCGAACAGAAACAACCAAUGACCAAGCCAUUUUAAAUUCACUCAUCACCAAUGAAAGAAAAUCACAGAAAACUUCCAUCAUUUCUCUGAUUGGCUUUUUCCCUGUUCGACUCUUUCCCAAUCGAUGUCAAUUUAGUUUCCUUGUCAAUGAGCAUCGGUCAGAAGAGAGCAAACCACUCAAAGAUUCACUCAUUCUCUAUCACAUCAAUGGAGUUUGGAUGACACGUCAAAAGAUUGCAUUUUUGAAACAACAAGAAGGAUUCUUAUCACUUGAUCAUUCAACAUUAAAAUGUUUAUAA
This is a messenger RNA of Naegleria lovaniensis, 1380 nucleotides long. RefSeq lists its product as uncharacterized. Gene Ontology annotation, cellular component: Golgi apparatus. Bases 1 to 1380 code for a protein of 459 amino acids. The transcript has a single exon. NCBI's taxonomy places the organism in Eukaryota, Heterolobosea, Eutetramitea, Acrasida, Naegleriidae. The record is from RefSeq and is a predicted model, not a curated record. Gene Ontology annotation, molecular function: glycosyltransferase activity.